This is a messenger RNA of Choloepus didactylus (southern two-toed sloth), 2677 nucleotides long. It is a transcript of the gene NOP2, whose product is annotated as NOP2 nucleolar protein. NCBI's taxonomy places the organism in Eukaryota, Metazoa, Chordata, Mammalia, Pilosa, Megalonychidae. Bases 141 to 2540 code for a protein of 799 amino acids. Gene Ontology annotation, cellular component: nucleolus. The record is from RefSeq and is a predicted model, not a curated record. Gene Ontology annotation, molecular function: rRNA (cytosine-C5-)-methyltransferase activity; RNA binding. Gene Ontology annotation, biological process: maturation of LSU-rRNA; rRNA base methylation. The transcript is spliced from 16 exons.
GCCACGAGGCGAGCGCGGCCGGUGCGCGCCUGCGCGGGACGUACCUGUGGUGUGGGUCGCGGAAGGCUAGUGCCGGAGUGCACGUGGAAUUCGGCGCCGGCGCUCAGGGGCUGCUUCGGCCUAAACCCGCUUUCAGUACCAUGGGGCGCAAGUUGGACCCUACCAAGAAGGAGAAGCGCGGGCCGGGCCGAAAGGCCCGUAAACAGAAAGGUGCCGAGACGGAGCUCGCCAGAUUCUUGCCUGCAGCCGGUGAUGAAAAUUCCAAGCGGCUGUCGAGUCGUGCUCGAAAGAGGGCAGCCAAGAGGAGGUUGGGCUCUGCUCAAGCCCCUGAGAGGAAUAAGUCUCCUGGGGCUACAUUGCCUGGAAAGCUGCCAAAAGGAAUCUCUGCAGGAGCUGUCCAGACACCUGGUAAGAAAGGGCCCCAGUUCUUACUCAACGCUGAUCAGGGCAGGAAGCGCCCGGCACCAACCCAUAGCAGUGAUGAUGAGGAGGAGGAAGACUCUGAAGAAGAUGGAGAGGUGAACCAGGGGGACCUCUGGGGCUCUGAGGACAAUGACAGUGAUGCUGACAUGGUAGAUGACUAUGGAGCUGAUUCCAACUCAGGGGAGGAAGGUGAAGAGUUGCUGCCCAUUGAAAGGGCUGCUCAGAAGCAGAAGGCCCAGGAAACUGCUGCUGGGGGCCAGUGGAGUGAGGAGGAGACUGAUGAAGAGGAGGAAGAGAAGAAAGUGUCCACUGAGCUGGGCCCCGCAAAGGAUGGCGAGCUGGAUGGAGACCUGCAGAUCAAUGUGGAUGAGGAGGAGCUGUUUAUGCUGCCCCCUGCUGGGGAGAUGGAACAGAGUGCCCAGGUGCCAGACCUGCAGCGAGUUCACAAGCGCAUCCAGGAUAUAGUGGGAGUGCUGCGAGAUUUGGGGACACAGCGGGAGGAAGGUCGAUCUCGUUCAGAAUAUCUGAACCAGCUUCAAAAGGAUCUGGCCGCCUAUUACUCCUAUGGAGACUUUCUUCUUGGCAAGCUCAUGGACCUCUUCCCUCUGUCUGAGCUGGUAGAGUUCUUAGAAGCUAAUGAGGUGCCGCGGCCCAUCACCCUCCGGACCAACACCUUAAAAACCCGGCGCCGGGACCUUGCUCAGGCUCUAAUCAAUCGUGGGGUUAACCUGGAUCCCCUGGGCAAGUGGUCCAAGACUGGACUAGUGGUAUAUGAUUCUUCGGUGCCCAUUGGUGCUACUCCUGAGUACCUUGCUGGCCACUACAUGCUACAGGGAGCAUCUAGCAUGCUGCCCGUCAUGGCCUUGGCACCCCAGGAACAUGAGCGGAUCCUGGACAUGUGUUGUGCCCCUGGAGGAAAGACCAGCUACAUAGCCCAGCUGAUGAAGAAUACAGGUGUGAUCCUGGCCAACGAUGCCAAUGCUGAGCGGCUCAAGAGUGUUGUGGGCAACCUGCACCGGUUGGGAGUCACCAACACCAUCAUCAGCCACUACGAUGGGCGCCAGUUCCCAAAGGUGGUGGGGGGCUUUGACCGAGUACUGCUGGAUGCUCCCUGCAGUGGCACUGGGGUCAUCUCCAAGGACCCAGCUGUGAAGACUAACAAGGAUGAGAAGGACAUCCUACGCUGUGCCCACCUUCAGAAGGAGUUGCUUCUGAGUGCUAUUGACUCUGUCAAUGCCACCUCCAAGACGGGAGGCUACCUUGUCUACUGCACCUGCUCUAUCAUGGUGGAGGAGAAUGAGUGGGUGGUGGACUAUGCUCUGAAAAAGAGGAACGUGCGGCUGGUGCCCACGGGUCUUGACUUUGGCCAGGAAGGUUUUACCCGCUUUCGAGAAAGGCGCUUCCACCCCACUCUGCGUUCCACCCGCCGCUUCUACCCUCAUACCCACAAUAUGGAUGGUUUCUUUAUUGCCAAGUUCAAGAAAUUCUCUAAUUCUAUUCCUCAGUCCCAGACAGCUACAGGAAAUUCUGCAUCGGCCACCCCUACAAACGUACUCUCUCCUGACCUGAAGAGUCAGGUUGCCCCCACGCCUGAGAACAGCAGCCAGCCAGCCAAGAAGGCCAGAGGUGCUGGGAAGGCAAAGCAUUUGCAGAAACCGCACCAUCCCAAGAAGGCCACCUUCCAGAAGCAGAAUGGCAUGUCCAAAGGGGCAGACUCAGAAUUGUCUACUGUACCUUCUGUUGCAAAGGCCCAAGCUUCCUCCAAGCUCCAGGACAGCAAUCUGCCAGCCAAAAAAGCUAAAGUGAUGGGAGAACCACAGGUGAAGCUAAAGCAAAAAUCACCUAAUCAGGAAGUUGCCUUCCUUAAGCAGAAUGCCCCUCCCAAGGGCACGGACCCAGAAAUGCCCAUGGUGCUAUCCUUCUCUAAGGCUCAGGCCACCCUGACGCCUGGAUACUCUGGUAAGCCUCUUGAGAAAGGACCUUUAAAGAAAGCUGCCUUGCAAAAACAGAAGGGCACCCCCAAAAGACCUCAGACUUCCACCAUCAACCCCCUCAGUCUCAGCCGGCCCCCGCCAGCAAAGAGGAGGCGAUCUCAGUCAAGAGGGAACAGCCAGUAACUGUUGUCUUGAGAUGGAUGGUUGAAAACUCGGUUGAGGUGGCGCGUUGCCUUUAUCACUGGGUUGGAACUCUUUCUCCACAGAAUGGCUUCCCCACUGUGCAGACACAUGAAAUUUAAUAUACAUUUUACAACAUC